Messenger RNA from Rotaria sordida, 1785 nucleotides. Lineage: Eukaryota; Metazoa; Rotifera; Eurotatoria; Philodinida; Philodinidae. The record is from the annotation of a GenBank genome assembly.
AUGGUAGAAGAAUGUAAAAAUUAUGAAAAAAGAAAUAAAUCGACAAAAAAAGUUAUUGAAGAACUUCGUCAAAAUUAUAAAGCAAGUGAAGUUCUUCGUUAUUAUACAGCUACUUCAUUUUUAUUUCGUUUAUUUAAUGAAGCACUUCGUACAGAAAAUAUCGAUUUUCUCUUUGUAUUUCGUUUUUUCUCAGCCGACGUAUAUAAUCAAUUAUGUCAACUGUAUAUCGAACAAUUUUUAAAUCAUCAAAUCGAUAGUUUAGAAUUAUUUCGCGGUCAAUUUAUGACCAUUGAUGAAUUCAAUAUCAUCAAAGAAAAUGUUGAACGUUUAAUAUCGAUUAAUUCAUUUUUUUCUACAACAAAAGACUAUUCUGUUGCAUCUAUCUUUUCUGGUUUUGGUGAUCAAAAUAAGCCACUAGGUCAAAUAUCUGUUCUAUUUCAAAUUGAAAUUAAUGAUACUGGUCAUUCAAUAAAAAGACCAUUUGCUUCUUUACAAGAAAUUUCUAAAAUACAAGACGAAGAAGAAAUACUCUUUUCUGUUGGUACAAUAUUUCGUAUUGAAGACGUUACAAAUAUACCCGGAAGUAAUCAAGACUGGUAUGUAAGUUUAAAAUUAGUCAAUAAUGAUGAUGAUAAUGAAAUAACUCAGCAUAGAAAAGAAUUAGAACAAGAAUUUUGUCAUAACUGUGAUUUAUGUAGUCUCGGAUCGGCUUUAAUCAAAAUGGGUGAUUAUAAUAAAGCAGAACGAUACUUUCAAAUUAUUCUUGAACAUGUUUCGCAAAAUCAAACAACUGUACCUCUAAUAUACACAUAUCUUGGAAUUAUUUAUCACAACAAAGGUGAUUAUCAAAAAGCAUUAGAAUAUCAUCAAACAGCGUUAGAGUAUUACAUAGAACGAAAUCAUUUAUAUUAUUAUGAGGAUGAGAUUGGGGUGACAUAUACUCAUAUUGGUUCAAAUUAUAAUCAACUUGGUAAGAAUCAAUUGGCAUUGGAAUAUUUUACGAAAGCAAUUCAAAUACAAAGAUCACCUCGCAGAAAUGCUUAUACAUUUAAUCAAAUUGCUCUGAUAUAUCGAGAUAAUGGUGAUUAUCAACUAGCAUUGGAAUAUUUUCAAAAAGCAUUAGAUAUCGAUGAAAAUAUUUUAAAACUUCAUAAGUAUAAUCCAUCGUUAGCGACAGUGUAUAAUAACAUUGGUGAAAUAUAUAGCAGAUUAGGAGAUGAUGACAAUGCUUUGAAAAAUUUAGAACAUGCACUUAAUAUACGUCUUAAAGGUACAGUCUCGACACAUACGGAUCUUGCAGCAAUUUAUAAUAAUUUGAGUGAUAUAUACAUCAGAAGAAAGUGUUUCGACAAAGCAUUAGAAAUGCUUGAAACAGCACUUGAAAUUGAUACUCAAGUUUUGCCUGAUAAUCAUCCAUCAUUAGCUGUAACACAUAAUAAUAUUGCUUUAGUAUACAGUGGUAAAGAUGAUUUAACUAAAGCCAUAUAUCAUCAAGAAGCAGCCAUAAAAAUUAUGUUAAAAUCAGAUGCAAAAAACAAUGCUGCACGACUUGCCUCAUAUCAAUAUAAUCUUGGUUGUCUUCAAUUUACAUUUGGUAACAAUACAAAAGCACUCAAGAUAUUCGAAAAAACUUUGAAAACUCAAUUAGAAUAUUCACCUAAAGAUCACGAAAACUUAUCGAAUACAUAUUUAUCAUUAUCCCGUGUCUAUGAAAAAGAUGGAAAUAUUUCAAAAGCAUUCGAAUGUUUAGAAAAAUCCGUUGAAAAUGCUUGUAUUUCAUUAUAA